Molecule: messenger RNA, 1378 nt
Organism: Limulus polyphemus (Atlantic horseshoe crab)
Lineage: Eukaryota; Metazoa; Arthropoda; Merostomata; Xiphosura; Limulidae
Product: gastrula zinc finger protein xLCGF3.1-like
Exons: 1
Coding region: 499-1227 (242 amino acids)
Biological process (GO): regulation of transcription by RNA polymerase II; central nervous system development
Cellular component (GO): nucleus
Molecular function (GO): DNA-binding transcription factor activity, RNA polymerase II-specific; RNA polymerase II cis-regulatory region sequence-specific DNA binding
Source: RefSeq, a predicted model, not a curated record
GUCUUGUCUCCCUUGGUUACUUCCAGUUGACAUUGGUGGCUAUUUCUCGGUUCUUUCAACGAAGUAAUUUUAAUCAUCUUGUCUUGUCUCCCUUGGUUACUUCCAGUUGACAUUGGUGGCUAUUCCUCGGUUCUUUCAACCAAGUAAUUUUAAUCAUCUUGUCUUGUCUCCCUUGGUUACUUCCAGUUGACAUUGGUGGUUAUUUCUCAGUUUUUUCAACCAAAUAAUAGCCCUCAAGUAGAUUUACAUGUAAUUCAACAAACAAACUGAAAGCUUACUUAGAAAAACUUCUAUAUAAAAAAAUAUUCAGAAUGUUCCUAAAUUAAUAUAUCUUGUAUUUAUUUGAUUUCUAUAUCUGUGCGAGUUCAUAUUUUCACUGCAGGUCCAAAGAUUUACUCGACUUCUGUAGGAAGCAGGUUUCUGGAUGCAAUUUUUAACAUAUAGAUAUCUCUCUUUACAGAGGCAGAAAACUGCAAAUCCCAGAAGACAAGCAGUUCAAUGGAAAAUAACCAAAAAUGGUACGCAAGUCCCAGUGGUGGCGGUGAAGUGUACAGGUGUGUUACGUGUGGCAAAGAAUUUGAAGGGAGUUAUCACCUCAACUUGCAUGUGAGAUCACACACUAGAGAAAGGAAACCAUACAUAUGUUUAGUGUGUGGCAAACAGUUUGGAAGUAAUAGUCAUCUUAAAUCACAUGAGAUGACACACACUGGAGAAAAACCAUACACUUGUUUAGUGUGUGGCAAACAGUUUGGAAGUAGUAACCAUCUUAAAACACAUCAGCGGACACACACUGGGGAAAAACCCUAUAAUUGUGUUGUGUGUGGAAAAGAAUUUGUAACAAAUAGUUACUUAAAAAUACAUCAGAUGAUACACACUGGGGAGAAACCAUACAGUUGUGUAGUGUGUUGCAAACAAUUUGGAAGUAGUACUGCUCUUAAAGUACACCGGAGAUUACACACUGGUGAAAAACCAUACAGUUGUGUAGUGUGUAACAAACAGUUUGUAUGUAGUAGUACUCUUAAAGUACACCAGAGAAUACACACUGGUGAGAAACCAUACAGCUGUUUAGUGUGUGAUAAACAGUUUGUAUGUAGUACUCAUCUUAAAAUACAUCAAAGAAUACAUACCGGGGAGAAACCAUAUAGUUGUGUAAUGUGUGGGAAACAAUUUAUAUCUUCAACUCAUCUUAAACGACAUCAGAGGACACACACUGGGGAGAAAUCCUAAAGUAUUACUCAUCUUAAAAUACAUCAAGGAAUACACACUCGGUAAAAGCCAUACAGUUGCGUAGAGUUUGUAAGUAAUGAUUAACUAAAAAUUCACAAAAGUAUACAUGCUGGAAAGAAACUACAGUUGUGUAAUGAUUUACAAAGAAUUU